Molecule: messenger RNA, 932 nt
Organism: Drosophila takahashii
Lineage: Eukaryota; Metazoa; Arthropoda; Insecta; Diptera; Drosophilidae
Product: CLIP domain-containing serine protease HP8
Biological process (GO): proteolysis
Molecular function (GO): serine-type endopeptidase activity
Source: RefSeq, a predicted model, not a curated record
UUAGUUAACUUUUAGCUGCGCUUGAGAAUGCUUGGACGAAUCACAGUUAUCGCGUUGCUUGUGGGCCUUUUUGGCUUCAUUGUGCAAUCGGCGCAGGAGGAGGAAUGCGGGUCAUUCAAUGAGGAUCAGAUGCUCAAGCAGAACGGCUUUGCCAUUCCCACCGAGCACCAGUGGGUGGCCCGAAUAGUUUAUAGCAAGGGCUUUGAGGGCAAGAUCAAGGACAAUGGCUGCCUGGGUGUGCUGAUAUCGAAGCGCAAUGUCUUGGCCCCCGCCCACUGUUUUGUCCAGUACAACGGGGUGGCCGAGGCCUUCUCCGUGCACCUCGGUGUCCACAACAAGAGUGCUCCCGUCGGAGUGCGAGUCUGCGAAACGGACGGCUAUUGCACGCGUCCUGCCCAGGAGAUCAAGCUGGCCGAGAUCGCUAUCCAUCCGGAGUACGAUUCGCGAUCGCUUAAGAAUACCCUGGCCGUGCUCACCCUGCAGCGGGACGCCAAAAUCAAUCCGAACGUGAUGCCCAUCUGCAUGCCGCCGCUUCAGUUGCUCAACGACACCCUGGUGGCCCAGACCUUCAUAGUGUCUGGUCUGCGAGUCUUCGAGGAUCUGCGGCUGAAGACCUGGGUAAACACGCUCAGCCGGUCGCACUGCCAGUCGAGGGUCAAGUCGCUGGUCACCAGCAGCAAUACUGUGUGCGGCUACCACGCCAGAAAGGAGGCCUACUACUUGGGUGCCCCGCUGGUGGGGAUGCAGAAGAAGGGAUCCUUCACCCAGAACUUCUACCUGGUCGGCAUUCUGAUCGACUGGGGCUGGGAUAAGGAACGGGUCAUGUCCAGCUUCCUGGCCAUCCGGAACUACAUGGACUUCAUCCAGCUGAAUUCCAACUCACUGAUUGUACGCCACUGAGCGCUGAAUAAAGUACACAAGAGAAAAGGCCA